CUCCACAAAUCUUUCCCGCCUCAAUUUCCAGAAGCAAAACCUACGCCCCAUAACACACUCUCUCUCUCUCCUAUUGUAGAUACAGAUUCACACCCACACCUCACCGUAGGCACGCACAAGAUGAUGUCGAAGACGUUCAAAGGAUCAACCGUGUUCAUGUCUCGAAACCUAGUCCCGCCUGAGCUCUUCGAUUCGCUCCACGACGCUCUCAAGCUCAACGGUGCCUACAUCUCCCAAUGCUGCGACUCCUCCAAAAGCGGCCCCGACGACUUCCAUCUCAUCUCUUCCAACCUCCACGAGAAGUUUGAUGUUCUUCAGAAGAAGGGUUGUAAUUUGAUCGGUCCUCAGUGUGUUUUUUCCUGUGCGAAAGAACAUAGACCUCUUCCUAAACAAGGGUAUACUUGUUGUCUCGCUAUGGACGGGGUCAAAGUACUGGCAUCUGGUUUUGAGAUGGAUGAAAAGCUUGAGAUUGGCAAGAUGGUGACUGCUAUGGGGGGAGUGUUGCAUACUAAAGCAUCUUUGGAUGUCAGCUUUGUUAUUGUAAAGAAUGUUUUGGCUGCUAAGUACAAGUGGGCUGCAAAUGUUCUAAAGAAACCAAUCGUCACAUUAAAGUGGUUACAUCAGUGUUGGAAAGAGCAUCGUGUUGUUCCUCAGGAGUCAUACAGGGUUCUUCCGUUUACUGGAUUGACAAUCUCUAUAACCAGAAUUCCUGCAGAUGAGCGCAAAGAUGUGGCCAAUGCAGUGGUGCAAAAUGGUGGAAAAUAUUCUGCUGAAUUGACCAAGAAGUGUACACAUUUAGUUUGCGAUGCUCCUGAAGGUGACAAAUACAAGGUUGCUAAAAGAUGGGGCAAUAUUCAUAUCGUUCUGCGGAAAUGGUUUGACCAAUCUGUUGCAAGAAGAGUGUGCCUCAAUGAGGAGUCCUAUCCUGUUCAAGAUGGUUCUGCAUCAUUGAUGAAUGGCACAAAGACUUGUUCGUUGGCACAGCGCAUCCAAGAAAAAAGUAUAGGAAAUUCACAAUGUGUGCCAUCCUCAUUUGCUGGAGGUUCAAAUUUGGAAGCUGUUUUAUGUUCUGGGAUCAUAGAUCCAGAUUUAGAAGCUACUCUCUCACAGAACAUGUCAACUACAUUUUCGGAUGCAUCUAUCCUUGUCAAGGAGGAGAGUGGAACACCAGCCAAGCAGGCUAAAUGUGAUACAAAUUUUGAUGGUUGUGUUGCUGACGACUCUCAAAAUGAAGACGAUGAUUUGUACUUGUCAGAUUGCAGAAUUCUACUUCUUGGUUUUGAUGCUUCUGAAAUGCGUAAACUAGUCAACAUGGUGCGCCGAGGUGGUGGCUCCCGUUAUAUGUCAUUCAAUGAAAAAUUGACGCACAUAGUUGCUGGAUCUCCGUCAGAGAUUGAGAAAAAGGAGGUCAGAGGGCUUGCUGCUUUGGGUGUCAUUUAUGUGGUCAGAACCACGUGGCUUGAAGAUUGUGAUCAUGAGAAGAAAGAAGUUCCUGUACAGCGGAGGCACAUUGCUUAUGAUUUACUUCUCCUAAAAGAUCCUGUAUGCUCCAAUAAAGGAGGCGGGAUGGGCAUGGCUGGAAUGAAGGGGAAAGCCUCCACUGUUCAGCCUAUCUUGCCAGAGGAUCAAGUACGAGGAGCUUCAAAUUCCGGAUCUGGGAUUCCAUUCAUGGAACGCAAAGAAUUGGAGGUUAACUUGAAUGGAGAUGGCUCUUUGAGAGCAACGGUGAAACCUGAUAAACAAAGCGAGUUUUCUGCUCUUGAUGGCAAAGACAAGGAUCAACGGAAGACACAACUUCAAACCUGCAAUGAAAUUCAGAAUUUGAAGUCACUGGUGGUAUUUAAAGGGAAGCUAUUUCAGUUUUCGAAUUCAUUUCCUCCAGAUAGGCAAGCUGAAAUUAUUGAAUGGGUUAAUAAAGGGGGAGGAGCAAUGGUAGAGGAGGAGACUGAGCAGAACGUGCACUUCACUGUUGAGUGUCAUGGUGUGAUACCUAGCCCAGCAGCUGCAUCCAGAACCACCCAUGUAUCCAGUCACUGGAUUCGGACUUGUUUAGAGGAUGGAUGUUUGCUUGAAGUGGGCGCUCACAUCCUCUAUUCUCCACUACCAUGUCGGGUUCCUUUACCCGGGUUCAAACCAUUUCGCUUCUGUGUCUCACAGUAUGACGAGAAAGACCGGAUGCUGCUAAGAAAUUUGUGCUCCACUCUUGGGGCCACAUUUGGAGAAAAAUUGACUAAAAAAGUCACCCAUCUACUCUGCAAGUUCUGUAAUGGUCCAAAAUACGAAGCUGCUUGUAAAUGGGGGAUAAAGACAGUUACACGCGAGUGGAUUUAUGAGUGUGUUAAGCAGGAUGAUGUCGUUGCACUGGGUCCAUUUGUUCCAAGGGAAGUUACUUCUCAGGACAGAGAGGCGGGACUCUGCACAAUGAGCCAGUAUCCUACACAAGCCACUAGAAUGGUAACUGGUGAUACUCUGUCUCAGCUUCCAAGUCAGUUCCAGGACCUGAGAAAUAUACAGGCUCAAGCUAGUGGUAGAAGUGGCAGCAGUACGGAGGAGGCAAAUGUUCCGAGUUUUCAUUGUAAAAGGGCAAGGCUUCUUCAUGAUGAUAGAAACAAGGGUCUAAUAUCUUCUACAUCAAAUAACAGUGAUCCUACAAGUUCCACUGAAAAAAACUUAUUGCAAAAAACUGAGGAAGCUUCCAAUGCUGUACCUGAUGUUGCUGCUGCUAUUGAGGAUUUGUUAGAGGAAACUAGCAAGAUUCACAAUCGGAAGUCUCCAGAGAGGACUGUUCCCAAUAAAAAUCUUUACUCUGAUUGUUCAAUCCUUGGUCAAGAUCACGCAGAUUCCCACUCUGCCUUUGGUUUGUCCAAGCACUGGAUAAACAGGACUGAUAGAAAGGAUGAAACUAGCAAUCCUCGAGAUGUGAAUGCUGGCAUGUAUGAUGGCUUUAGUGAAACGCAAACAGAGUCUCAGGUUGUUGGUUAUGAAGAAGAUUUAUCUGGCCGGCAAAUGAUAAUUGAUAGAGUCCGAACAAGGAGUAGCUUGAUUUGACUUCCAAAAAGGGCCGCUCUCUAUCGAUCAAACAACAUGCUGACUAAAGGGUUCAAGAAACAGAAUCAUUCCAUGCAGGUUCAUGCCAUGCCGCCUUGUAAUUCCUCACUGGCUUGCGGUUAGUAACUAUGUAUAGUUCAACAGCUUACAAUGCAAUUUCGCAUUGGAUUGCCAAAAGUCAACAAUAUGCUCGAGGGUAGGGUAGGGUAGGGAGGUAGCAACUUUCGAGGAAUGACGGGGCUAGAAUCGAAAUUGUGUUGCUUAUAUAUGGAUUCCUUAUGUAUUGACGAAAAAAUGUACUGGAAUCCUGUAAUAUUAAUCAAAUCAGCUGCAAUUCAAUAUCGUGUUAAGCUUCA
Molecule: messenger RNA, 3404 nt
Organism: Rhododendron vialii
Lineage: Eukaryota; Viridiplantae; Streptophyta; Magnoliopsida; Ericales; Ericaceae
Exons: 17
Coding region: 121-3048 (975 amino acids)
Biological process (GO): mitotic DNA replication checkpoint signaling; mitotic G2 DNA damage checkpoint signaling; DNA replication initiation
Source: RefSeq, a predicted model, not a curated record